UCGACCCUCUGGCAUGGUGUUGACUUCUACUGCAUGUGUGUACAACGAUCUGGGCGCUAUGAACGAAUAACCACCUGACCGAGCGUGCUUUAAUGGAGUGAUGUCGACAUUUAAAUCACGUUUACCUCUUUCUAAGUUCAUUGUCAGUUAAACAAUGAAAAAGAUGGUACCUGGAAGUUGGAAAGUGGUGUGUGCUGCCUCUUGUGCAUAGCUGCAGUUUACGGGACAUUGUGAUCAUGGAUUUUAUUCUCCUUUCCGUGUAUAUCCUUACCAACAUCUGCAUCUCCCUGGGAGGGAUGACACCCAAGACUAUCAUUAUUGCAUCAGAAACAAGUCGAUGGAUUCACCAGUCAGGAACGCCUCCUUUGAAAGAUUAUCAUGGAUCACAAUAUACGUCAUCGCACAACAGAGCAUCACCGUAUAUAACUAUGACGUCAGUUCCGGUUCAGACGCCAUUCACCUCAUCCGUAUCAUCCUCAAUAUCUACCACGACUUCUACCUCGGCAAAUCAACCAAUCGUGCCAUCUACAACAUAUCACCAAGCAAGUGCAACAAAGGUGAUCUCUCCGAGGUAUUCAUAUAAUCAUACAAAUUUAAGGACAACAGAUCCCAUAAUCAGUGACUCAGCAUCAGAUUCGUCCACCCAUACAGCACCUGCAAUGCAAUUUUCAGACGUCGCACAAACCAAGCUCCACCUCCAAAGCUCCAUGGUUGCAGAGGAAUAUGGUAUGGAUACACUUGGCUCAAGUCAAGCUGCCAGUAGUGGAACUGUGAAUACCGAAACAAUGAAUAAUCUUUUCGAGACGUUCUUGGAAACUGUAGCAGACAGUUCGAAAGUAAAGAACCAUCAGACACAAAAGUCUACAUCUUCUGUAUCAACGUUUGACAUUUUAAGAGACUAUAACUUCACAGCUUCACAGAUAGCUGAUUGGUUUGAGUCUGGCAUCUCCAAGUCCAAGUCUAAAUCAAACACUACAUCAGCAUCAGAUAAUUCUGCCCAAACUGACAAAGACAUUAUUGAUCCCCAAAGUAAUUCUGCACAAAGGUCUUUGCAUACUUCUACAUACUCCAAAGGUAGUGAUGACAUGCCUGGAACUCCUUUGUCAUUACUCACAACCCCAACCAGCAUUAGUAACACGAUACAAAGUGCUGACAGUAGCAGAUACUCGUCCAGCGACUUUAUGUUCACAAAUGUCGCGAGCAUGGUCAAGAAAACCGAUUCUAUCAAAUAUUCAUCAGCGUCAGAUUUCUUAGUAACGUAUUCUCUUAUAAAUGUAUUCAAGGCGCAUUCAGAUGACGAGGGGGUCACACAAACGACCAAGGGAACCAAUUUAGCAAACACUACGUCUCUGUUAGGUAAUACAUCACUUUCCCAUACGACACAGAGAGAAAGUGUAUCGCAAACUAGUGAUUUGGACAAAAGUAAGGAGUCAUAUUUAGAAAGGGAUCUUCAAAAGUCUUUACAGUCACCCCUAUCGUCUUCAGCACCACCAUCUACAGAAAAUACAGAAGUUAUAAAGACACUAUCUCUUCGAUCACAAUUUAUGAGUGAAACAAGCAGCCAUAAAUUGAGUACGAAAUCAUAUGAGGAUCCUGAGGAGAGGCCUGGGGAACAGACACCUUCUGUAUCAGAGUUAAGUGAGAAUCAUGUCAGUGUUUCCAAAGUGCAGUCAGAAAAUGCCAGGUCAGCGUUUUCAUCCGAAACAGGGAGAAACAUGCUAUCAGUUACAUCCUCGAGAACUCUAUUUACUGAUGCAACGAGAACCCAGAGCUCAGAUAUUUCAUCUAUGUCUCAAACAAGUGGUGCUGGCUUUCCAAACAUCGUUACAGAUCUGCGCGCUUCCUUUCAGCCAGAUAAAGGUGAUUUACAAACUGGAUUACACAGUACAGACAGAACGACAAGGCUUUACAGGUCAUCAGCUGUAGAAGAAACAUCAUGGACAAGCUUACCGCUUGAGUCUUCUGGCACUUUUAUAUAUUCAUCCAGCAUGGCUCCUCCAAAAAUUUCUCAAAAUGUUUUGUCUACGAAUCCAAUAUUACUUUCGUCAGAGUUAAGUCCCUUUCUCGAAGUUCCAUCACCAUCUCAAUCACCAUUACUAUCCACAAGCAUCAAUAUAGAUCUUCCACUAUAUUUAGCUCCUCAGCGUGAUAGCUCCCUUUCAUCUCUGCUUAAAAACCUGGAUAGCCACUCCGUAUCACAACAAUUGCUAUCAGAGACCAGUAACAACAUCAGUAGCUCUGUUGGAGUCUCAGUCUCUCAAGAAGAUGCUUCUGUAAUUUCAAGCUCUGGGAGUGCUAUUGUAACGGAUUCAUGGAAUCAACCCGUUGUUAAAAUGAGUGAAAUUGCAUCAUAUUCCAGUGUGGGGAUCGUCAGUGACAUUAAACCAUCUGCCAGUAAUAAGAGAACAUUUGCUAGUACCCUGUUGAUUGAUUACAAAUCUAUUUCAGCGAGUGACAUGACAAGACAAUUAAGUAAUCAGCCUAUUGGUGACAAUGUCAUUUUUACACGUCCUAGUGUUACAUAUUCCAGUGAUCAGUCCGUUAAGAUGUCAAGUAACAUAGCUAUAUACCCCAGUCACCUGCCUGUCAGUGAUAUCAAAAUGACUGCAAAUGAAGUGGAAUCAUCUUCAAGUAUAGUACCCAGUGAUGUCAAUACAGUAUCAACAGUUGUUGUGACUACAUCUUCCAGUGAUCUGCCAAUCGAAAUCAGUACAACGACUGCAAGGACUUUCGAAGGUUAUUCCAGUAAUCCACUAGUCAGUGACAUCACAGUGUCGUCAUUGGUAGCACAAUUACUUGCACCCACUUCAAUGGAAAUGCAUUCAUCUGAAUUACAUUCUAAAUCAAAUGCUGAACCAUUCUUGCAAAUGCCAUCUAUUUCCAUAAACAUCAAGACAAAACAUUCCAAGAAGAAAGGUAGCAGUGGGGACAUUCACAAAGAUUCCCCUUCAGCUGUGUCUACAGCACACGGACACAGCACAACCUUUAUAAGGAAAGAAGAUACUCUUCAAACAAGUGUCAAUCCAUCAGUAGGUACCAUGCAUAACAGCAUGUCUGCACCCGAUUACACAGAGUCACGCAAUGCUGCUGCUAAGUAUAUCAAGUCAAGCUCAAGUGCAACAACACCUAAUGAUUACAGUUCGACGGACACGGGAAUAGAUACAGUGGGUUCCAGUCUAGCUGACUCCAGACUUUCAGGGCACCAGUCAAAUGGAAUUGAUCCCUUUCGCGCAACUACUACUUUCACUGACAAUACUGACCCCAGUGCAACAGCCCCUCUGGAUGCUGACAUCAUAGUCCCAUAUGCUGCCACUACUAGAACUGACAAUACUGGCCACAGUGCAACAGCCCCUCGUGAUGCUGACAUCAUCGUCCCAUAUGCUGCGACAAUGAGGUACGCGCCAAUCAGUAGAAAUGAGUAUAUCCUUGGUGCAGAAAGUUCGUCUUUUUAUACAUCAUCGCCUGUGGAAGAUUAUCAAUCACUAAAGGCUCAGAUUACCAAAUCGAGCCGAACCAUUGAGGAUGCUGAUGUUACGUUAUAUUCAAUUGUUGAUUCAUCACACAACGUAAAACCCCAACCAGCCGUGACAGGAUCUCAAGCCAGUAUGUGGCCUGCAAUAUCUGACAGUGCAAUUCCUAAACAGCCAGCUACUCAGUGGCUAUCUUAUGUCAAUUCUGUCGGAUCCAGCGGAGGUGGUGACCCGACCGUACACGAAAUAUACAGACUGACAUCUGAUAUCGGUAUGGAUGUGUUGGAUACCCAACAGCCGUCUUCCAUCUAUCAACAUACAGAUCAACCUGAAUCAACCCAAUUCUACCCAGAGGGAAUGGCAGGUGAAUCCAUUAAUUCAGCAUUGCCUAAUAUAGGAAUGCAAUCUCAUAGUGGUUCCAUACCAUUAUCGACAUCACUCAACCAAGGCUCCUCCAAAACUACUGCAUCUGUGAAAUCCAAUGCUGACCUUCUCAUGUCUACAGAUAUGAUUGUUAGUAAUUCAGACAUGGACCAAAUCAUGGAACAAUCGUUGAUUCUAACAGUUAAACACGUUGCAGACAAGAAGGAACCUUUGAGUUCAGAUGCUAUUUCCGCAACAGUAACAAUAGAUUCAGAAGUAUCUCAAUUCCAAAGCAGAUCUGACAUGGCUUCACUGUUGCCAGAGGGCUUACCUUAUGAAAGCGCUUCACCAGGUACCACUGGAUAUCAUGACCAAGACUUUGGUUCGCGUCUCUAUACUGAGAGUUACCGAAUUACGUCAUCUUCUGCUUUGGUGUUAGGUCAACCUCAGCACAGCACAUCUUCAGGCCAUAUCAGAAGUACGACUCCUCUUCUCCACACAAGCAAAAUUCUUGAGCCAAUUGCUACUUCAUCGCAAUAUAUUAAUUCAAUUUCAGACACCUUCUUAAAGGAACAUCCUUCCUCACAGAUUAGUUAUGAUGCCAUUGAUACACCGGAAUCCUUAGGAUCUAAUGUUGAAAGCAGUGAUGUGCAAAUUUUCACAACUGUAAUGGAAAGAGAGAUUCUCUCCACAAAGGAUUUGUCUAUAUACACACCACAUGCUUCCUCAUUACCAAUAAGGCCCACACAAAGUAUCAGAGGGACUCAACUAUUGUCAGAAAUGAGCAGCAACAAAUUAACCUCAACAAUUAUGAAGUCAAUAUUUCCAACAACAUCAACAUUAAUGACAUCAUCAGCUAACCCACAACCAACUGUUGGUAAUCCCACACAAGACCCUGAAACAGAAUCACGAGAAAGUGACUUUAUCCUAAAGUGGGUGUUCGAUCCCAAGGGAGAAGAUGUAACCUCUGCAGAAUUCCUGGCUAAAGUAGUAAAAGGUCUUGAGCUGUCAUACGAAAAGGGGUUAAAGCGUCAAGUGAAUGUUAGGUUGCGAAGAGACACAGUAAGCACAAGUAACGUCAAUGUACAGAUAAAGAGUACCAAACCUCGGUCGGACGGUAGUAUGGAGAUGGAGUUCACAGUCAUCAGAAAUGGACAAAAGGUUCUUGCCAAGGAUGCAGAAGUUACCUUCAACAAAAUAUCCUCAGAAGAACUCAAUCAUUAUACUGGAGUGAAGAGUCUUGGUAUGAUGGGGUUAACAUCACUGCAACAAGAACAAGUCUUAGUUAAUGAUCUCUCUGCCUCUGGCAAAGAGGCCCAGCGAAAAAGUAACAUUAACUCAAACACUAAUGAUGUUCCACAGCCUGGCACUUCUGCAAGGGAUGCGAUGGCGACUGUGGAAACAAAGGACAGUCGUGGAGAUGUAUUAAUCCAGUCAAAGACUACUGAGAUGCCGGAGAGAAGUCCUAGUGCAAAGCUUAUAAGCAUGGUUGCUGCAGCACAUGCUACAACUGACACACAAGUCAGUGGUCAUGUCAUGACAUCUAUAGAUAAAUAUCAAAGAUCUGUAUCCAGUGCCUUGUCAAAUGAUGUCAUAAUAGAAAUGGUAAUCAUAUCCAAUCAAAGGCAGCCUGAGUUCUCAAAAGAAAUGCAGUUAGUAUCAUCAACUGAUAUUAAUAAUGGAUUCCAACAGAAGAGCAUGGAGUCUAGUUUAUCCACUACCAGGCAUAUUCACUCAAGUGUAACUCUGAGUGAAAGUUCAUUGAUGUCUGAGGAUACAACAUAUUAUUCCGUUUUAGAGCAAGUCACAACACCACUUGGAUCAGAAUUGCGACCAUCUUCUGGAGAACCUUCCCAAUCUUUAGAUCAUGAUCACCAGGCUACAGUGUUUACACCUCUAGAAACCGAGAGACACACAAGCUUCCCUAAUGCUGUUGCUGCUUGGGAUGACAAUCUGGUCACAACGUUUGAUAAUGAAAGAUUACCGUCCACUCCCCUCUACAAUGAAUCACCCUUGUCAGGGAUAGAUGAAUCAAUGACCCCAGAUGCGACAGUAAACGAACUGAUUCCUAAAAACAUCUCACUAACCAGUACUGAGCUAUUUCUUACAUUGGCCACAAAUGAUCCUCAACUGUCUUCUGAUACAGCUAGUGUCAGAUCAUCUUACGAGCUAUCAUUUUCAUCGUCACUUAAUCACAAGUCUGCCACAGCAUUUAUCCAAGCAACACCAAAGAUGACAUCAUCCCAUAGGGUGCCGUUGAAGCCAAUAACAUAUCUAUCAUCCAGUGUUUUAGACUCCCAGAAUUAUAUACUGAAAUCUGCAUCCUCGUUGGCAACCCAAUACUCUGAAGAAACGUCUCCCUCAGACAUGAUUGAUGCUUUCCCAUCAUUUUCAACUGGCAUGGAUGCUUUUGCGUCAUCAACAGGUAAAGUGUCGCUGUCUAUCAACGUCGGAAUGAGCUCCAAGAUCAAGUCUGACCACAUAGUAACAGAGAAUCAGACAGAGACGUUAUCCUCGUCCAUGUCUUCUGAUUAUGGAUUUGACACAUUAUUUGACGCCUCUGGGCAUAAGUUGGAGACAUUUGUAUCUCAUACAUCCUCUUCCACAUAUAUGAAUAUAACACGGUUCUCUCCAGCAAACAGAAGCAAUGCAACGAGAACGGAUUCAUCUUCACCAGGACAGCAAUCGCCUUUCGAUACAAGGACGGACUCUGAAGACAUGUCUUCAUUUCCAUCCGUGUUUGAAGAUUUAUUUAGUGCUGACUCGUCAAACGUUGCAAUAUCAUCUUCCGUCACUGGUGUAACUCCUACAUAUGAGAUGGGUGAAUCAGCAUUAAACUCAUUGAGUGAAUCAGUAGCAAACGCAUUAGAACCAGACACGUUGCAGUUUUCAUCAAAUGAUGUCCUCGCAUCUUAUUCUACAGGUCUAGCUAUAAAUCCAACAUCAGGUGCAUUUACGAAUGAAUGGAGUUCAAGAACAGGAUCUAUAGACUCAAAUAUACAUGGAACAGAAACCAUGCAUAUUACUGGAACCAUGUUGCCUUCAAGUCGACUGAAAUUCUCUAUGAAAGCUUCCAUGUUGUCUCCAGUAGACUCUCAGCGCACACUUUCACAGAUGUCAUCGAGUAUGUACACUGAUGACGCUGCAUCUGUCUCAGUCAUAGCAUCAAUGUCACAAGGAACAGCUUCAUUGCAAAAAGAAACAUCAUCAACUUCACGUAUAUUCGUUGAUGCCUUUAGCUUAAUUACAGCACCAACUCCAGUUGAGACAGCUUUCUCUACACCAGUCAGUAGCACAAAAGGUGCUAUUCCCAGUACUGUAUCAUCACCUCCUGAUUUGAAGAUCUCACUAUCAAGCAAGCCAAACAUUCUAUUACAUUCCACUUCAUCAUCCGAAGAAUCGUCUCCGAUAUUACCCCUUGAAACAUAUCGAGUAUCAAGUGUGGAUGUAUCAGAACCACCGCCCAUCCUGUUGUCUGGUGAAGAAGAGUCAUCUGGGUAUAUCAUAUCCUCUAAAUCUUUCACACAUGUACCAAUGACAACCUCGCGUGCAACUCCCACAAUAUAUGGAACGAAUGUCAGAUAUUCCUCGUUUCAAAAGUUGUCAUCAAUAACGUCUGCAGUGUCUAGUUUACCAGCCAUGGAUUCCGUAACAGAUAUCUCAUCUUUUGAAUCCUCAAUAAUGUCGAUCAUGUCGUCUACCAAAACAAUGACUUCUUCCUCAGUGUGGACAGUGUUAUCGGUAUCUACUUCACCUUUAACAAACACUAAAAUAUUUCCCUCUUUGUCAACACUGGCCCUGUCCACUGAGGAGUCAUCAUCUAUAUCUACAAUAUCCUCGUCUACUGAAGGGUCAUCGCCUAUAUCUACAACGUUCCCAUCUACAGAAGGGUCUCCGUCUUUAUCUGCAAUGACCCCGUCUACUGAGGCGUCAUCGUCUUUGUCAACAAUAUCCCUGUCUACUGAAAGGUCAUCGUCUUUAUCAACAAUAUCCCUGUCUACUGAAAGGUCAUCGCCUAUAUCUACAACGUUCCCAUCUACAGAAGGGUCUCCGUCUUUAUCUGCAAUGACCCCGUCUACUGAGGCGUCAUCGUCUUUGUCAACAAUAUCCCUGUCUGCUGAAAGGUCAUCGUCUUUAUCAACAAUAUCCCUGUCUACUGAAAGGUCAUCGUCUUUGUCAACAAUAUCCCUGUCUACUGAAAGGUCAUCGCCUAUAUCUACAACGUUCCCAUCUACAGAAGGGUCUCCGUCUUUAUCUGCAAUGACCCCGUCUACUGAGGCGUCCUCGUCUUUGUCAACAAUAUCCCUGUCUGCUGAGGAGUCAUCGUCUUUAUCAACAAUAUCCCUGUCUACCGAAGAAUCAUCGUCUUUAUUUACAAUGUCCCCGUCCUCUGAGAAGUCAUCGUCUCCUACAUUUCUCCUGUCUCGUGAAGGAUCUUUAGUUUCAUCUCCAGCGCUACUCUCUACAGAAAGGUCAUCAUCCACAACAAUCUUUCUACCUCCAUCUCGAACACCUUAUUAUGAACAUUCUUCAUCAAUGUCAACAAACUCGGACAUUAAUUCCUCUCCUGUGUAUCCAACAGUGACUUUAUAUUCACACGAGUUGACACAAUCGUCAUCUACAGCAACACUUCGACCUACAAAGGCCUCAUCUGCCUUAGAAGCAUCACUUUCUGAACAUAACACGGGUUCACAGCCCUCGUCUAAAUCAGUUCUUCCUUCGAUUCUGAUUGCAAUAUCUUCAUGGCCUUCAUCUCCAGGAGGUCCUUCAGCUUCAGCCACAACAGCUCUUCCAAUCAACCCAUCAACUCCAGAAAUGAUUUCAGCUCCAACCACAACAGCUCCUCCCAUCAACCCAUCAACUCCAGAAAACAUAUCACCUACAAUAACAACAGCUCUUCCCAUCAAUCCAUCAACUCCAGGAGAAACUGUAGUUUCAGCCACAGCUCUUCCUAUCAAAUCAUCAACUCCGGGAAAACCUUCAGUUUUACCCACAAGUCACCCCGUCAACCCAUCAACUCCAGGGCUUUCAGUUUUAGCCACAACAACUCUUCAACUAAACUCAUCAUCUACAGGAGAAACUUUGGUUUUAGCCACAACAGCUCUUCCCAUCAACCCAUCAACUACAGGGGGACGUUCAACUUUCGCCACAACAACUCUUUUCAUUAACCCACCAUCUUCAAGAGAACCUUUCACUUCAACCACAAUAACCCUUUCCACCAACCCAUCUUCAUCGCCACCAACAAUUCCUACAUCUGAGCCAACCAUGUCUACAAUGCCAAGUUCGGUUCAACAACCAGACCCUGAAUCUUCAACCAUCCCUGUUUUCUCUACCGCUCACCCUGACUCAUCUUCACCACCCCCCACAACUACUCGUCCUGCAAACGGCCCCCCUGUUGAUACAUUGAUGCUGCUAAUUAUGAACAUAGGCCUUGAUGUCAACAUAUCGAGCACACAGUUCAGCCGCCAGCUGGAGAAAGAUCUGGCCGAGUUGUAUGAAACUGCCCUCAAACAGCGGAGAAGACGAGAUGUUACAGAGCGGCUGGACAGAUACAGGCGUCAGAGUGGCGUUAACGCUCAGGUGGUUUCGAAUGAAAGAGAUCCGGGUGAUGAUUUCAAGGUGACGACGACGUUUGCCGUGAGUGAUGGUGGCGACUUCGUGACGGCCGACGUCGCUGUCCCCGUCUACAACAGGAUGUCCCAAGAACAGAUCUCUACCGCUCUCGCCCAUUCCGUGCUUGAGCCAAUCACGGCCGCCCAGACAUCUAGUAGACCCCAACUUGAAGACAAGAAUGACACUAGCUACAUUUUGAUCCUCUGCAUCGUGAUUCCUGUAACGCUACUGAUCCUUGCCGUCUUGUUCCUUGUUACCCGGAUGAGGCGAAGACGAAGGGCUAACGCAGUUGGGGACCUCCCGCCUCGAUAUCAGAGAGGAGAAACCCUUGAGGAUCACAAUCUAACGGUUGACGUCGAAAAGGGGGAAAUUGUGGACAAGACCCCAGCCAGCACUCCAUGCCUUACCCCCCGGUCGAACUCCUCCACCUCGAAGAAGGUGCCCUUGCUGGGUGGUGUGUGUGUGCUGCCCGGUGUUGGCGAUGGGGACGGACUGCGGAGGCAGGACUCGGACAAGUACCGGGAACUCACGGAGACGGACUACUCCGAGCAAGUGCUCCUGGCCGACCAGGAGAAGGGCUCACACAGAAGCCUCAUCCUCAGAGAGAAGGAACUCCUGGAGAAGCUUGGGGUUCAUGAAAUUCAGAAGGAAGUAGAUUCCUGUGAUGAACAAACCUUGGAACUACCCCGGAGAACCAGAUCCAAAAAGGGGAAAGGGAAGGCUGCGUCCUCCCAGUAUAACACCGUGGGAAGUGAAUGUCCUCUUCUCCCUUCGUCCGGUUCCAUGACAACGGUCAGCUCUAUUGACAGUGGUGACCACACCGAUGCAUCUGACGAAUUCACUGUUAUUAUACCAAAGACAAAAUCUCCUAAGAUUGACGCCAAAAACCAAAAGGAAUCUAUCUCUACUCAAGGUUCGGCAUCAGAUGAUGCAGCUGCUUCUAUGACUAAAGUUUCGGAAUUUCUGUCAACGUCUGUGGUACAGGCUUCAGAAGCUGAGCCGUUGAACGUCUGUCCUGAGACGCGUUCCGUGGACACACAGACAUCAAAGGAUGCCAGCCUCACGAGUGACACUGAUAGUAGCCCGGAUGAGAAAGGAGAGACAUCGAAGAUGAGAGACAAUCAAGGAUGUCAACCUGGAACAGAGUCCAAGCAGGUUCAAACGCCGUGGGUACAUAAAAUACGUGAGACACAUGACAUCUUCAUUGAUGACGACGAUCUCAGCUGUCCAAACUCCCCCGUCAACACUCGGCUCAGCAUCAGUGCCGGGUCUGGAGAAACAUCCAAGUUCAUCUUUCCCGAGACGCUGACUAUACAUAAGCGUGAAGAGGAAGCCAGGCGUGCCCAGGCCCAGCAGCUGAUGGUGGAGGCGGUGCAGCAGAGGAGGAACCUGACAGAACACGCCGAACAGGACCUUAACUCUCCCUCCAUCAGUUCGCUGGAGUCUGACAGUGACGUGACCAUCAACUCAGAUCAGCUUUCUCUGGAAGACGAUAGUCUAGAGGACGCCAUUCUAGCUCUGGGUCCGUUACAAAUAGCCCAACAAACGGAGAUGACAACAACGUGGAGUAGGAAAUCUAGUGGCGUUACAUACGUUGGUAGUGAAUCUGGUGAAUCAUCUAAAGAAUACAGGCAGAUUUAUCCCGCACAAGGCUGUGUUAUAGACGCCGAUCAUGUUGUGGAAUCAUCGCAGCCUGAACCGAGGACUAGUGCACACAAGUACACUCACGAUAGUUCAUCGAAACACUCACACGCAGCACAUAUAGAACAGGAAGCAAUAUCUGAAGAGGAAGAAGCUGUGAGGAAGACAGAGGAGACCACACAACGAGCUCAACAACUUCUGAAUCAGACUCAUGCACUUGGAUUCGCUCUUGCCCCAAUUGGGGAAGCGCAAUCAGACUUUACUUCGGCUUUGAUGGAACGUAUAAGGGAAGAAGUAAAGAACUCUGGGACAUCUGUUUCUGGUUCCAAGCCUUCUAGUUCAAAGAAUCCUGAAAUGCCUGUUCCGCGACCUCGUAUGGGUCAUUCAGGAGGUUCCUCUGGCAAACACAAGCAUGAUUACCCAAAGCCAUCAGAGCCACCCGUACCACGUGGUCCAGGUUCCUCUCGGGCUGCUCCCAGAUCUUCCAGAGCACGAACUAGUGACAGCACGGCAGCAUUGUUGGAACGUGUGAGGGGGGAGCUUCAAAGAUUGGACUCUUCACAGUCGGACAGUGACUCCGAAGCAGCUGACGAUGUGCCUUCAAAGAUGCCGAAGCAUCAAACCCGUCGCUUAUAGUGCCAUCCUUACUCGCAAGAUGGUGUCCAUUACGCAGUCUUUCAAUUCAUCUGUAUAUAUUCAUUUAAAUGUGUGUCAUGUUUUCCGGAUCAGUGUAUACAGAAUAAUCAUAUUCCGUUGCCAUGACAAUCAGACUUGAUAUAAAAGGAAAAAAUGGACCUUUGUGUGACUUAUGUGUGUUUUUUAACAUUUCCUUUGAUGAAUCAUAUUCUGUCUUUCUGAAGUGGUCAUUUUAUGUAUGGGCUACCAGGCCGGUUACAUUCCCGAUACAAAUGUUGGACAAUGGGGAAUAGUACAGUGCGUGUUGGCCAUUGUCACGUUAAAGAAUGCAUGUCUCGCGUAACAGUGACUGGUGAUAAAUGAACUCUGAAUUAAUGAACACGUUCCGAAUUAUGUUCGGUGAUGAUGUGUGUGAAUAAGGUGUGAUGGUGUUCUCGUUCAAGUGGCAAGUCAAGCAACUAUACUGACCGAAAGCUGAUGUGUGACGUUGCAGUGUAUUACUACUAAUAUAUAUAUACUUUAUAAGGUACAAGGUCGACAUUAUGCGGUUAUUACAACCAAACAGGGUCUCUUAAAGUGCCAACAAAAAAUCUAUCUGUUUUCAUAUUGCAUUGAGACAGUGUAUCAAGUGUUACAUCUCGGCUUCAUGCAAAGAACGAAACACUUCCAGUUACCUGAAGCCACUGCCAUAUGCCUAUUGUUGCUGCUCUUAUAACACGUAUACACAUGACCAGAGCUUUAACAUUAUUUAUCAACAAGCCGUAACAGGGCUGUAGACCUGCAAAGCUGUAAACCUGACGUGUUGUUUCCGGUUGGAAAGGACCACUUAGAAACUUGACCAAUGAAAUACAUUGUGUGAUAAAUAAAUAUAUUAUAUUACGUUGUAAAUAACAUAUCUUGUGUGAUAAACAUGAAUUAUUUAUUUUGUCACAAAUGCAUUUGAUAAAGAACAAUAAACUAUUUUUCGAAAUGA
Molecule: messenger RNA, 12696 nt
Organism: Haliotis rufescens (red abalone)
Lineage: Eukaryota; Metazoa; Mollusca; Gastropoda; Lepetellida; Haliotidae
Exons: 11
Coding region: 237-11723 (3828 amino acids)
Source: RefSeq, a predicted model, not a curated record